Molecule: messenger RNA, 403 nt
Organism: Trypanosoma conorhini
Lineage: Eukaryota; Euglenozoa; Kinetoplastea; Trypanosomatida; Trypanosomatidae
Product: trans-sialidase
Exons: 1
Source: RefSeq, a predicted model, not a curated record
AUGGUAGAGCACGUGCAGGGUAAACGCACACUGAAAACAAACAAACAAACCGCCCACGUUGUCGAUGUUGGGCCGGUGUCGGACGCAAGCAAGCACGCCACCGGCAGUGCCCUGUUGCACACGGGCGGGAAGGAACUGAUCUCCCUGCAGGAGCUGUAUUCUGUGGCGGGGGGCGCCGUGGGGGUGUUUGACGGCCUCUACCUUGCCCGCCUGACGGACAUGGCGGAGCGGGUGAAGUCGGUGGUACGGGCCUGGAGGGAGACCGACAGUAACCUCCCGAUGGCAUGCACCCAACCGGUGAAAUCGGCGGCAGCGGAAGGCGACUGCGGCGUUCCGAUGCCCGCAGCCGGGCUGGUCGGCUUUUUGCUGGCACCGUGGCCGACGGCCAGUGGAAGGACGAGUA